CAGUGUGAUUUUGUAACAGAUUCUUGUAAAGCCAUCUGUCAGCCACUGACCACUACCUUGCAGCCAUGGUUAACUGGAAAGCCAACGAGAGACAAGCUGUCACUUCUGUCUGGGCAAGCAUUGACGCUGCAGGUCAUGGCCAAGAGACUUUGGAAAGGCUCCUGCAUGUCUAUCCCUGGUCUCGCAGAUACUUUGGUAAAUUUGGUGACCUAUCUACUUUUAGUGCCAUUAGACAAAACCCCCAUGUGAGAACUCAUGGCGCGAAAGUGUUGGGUGCUGUUGUUGAAUGCCUAAACCACAUGGAUGACAUCAAGGGUCAUCUUGCCCAACUCAGCAUUCUGCACUCUGAUACACUCCAUGUGGAUCCAGCAAACUUCACACUUCUGGGAAACUGUUUUUUAAUUGUCCUGGCCAAAUCUGUCGGUGCCGGGUUCACUCCUGAUGUACAUGCUGCCUGCCAUAAACUAAUGGUUGAGAUUGCUGAUGGCCUGUCCAGACAGUACCACUAAACCAUCCGAGUAUGGCACAGAGGGUCAUCAGACACUAUCAAAAUUACAGCUAGGAUUCAAUUCCAGUGGAUUUUUAAUGAAGAAAACAACACCCAGUGCACUCAUAACAGGACAAUCCAGCUGCCAACAAAUUGUAUGCUGUUGUAUGCAUUUUCUUUUUUAAACCAAACAACUUUUAUUUCCUCUCAUACUGGAAUUAACAAUCCUCAGGCAUGGUGUGCUCUUAAUGAAUGUUGUUGGCUGCUGUUACAUGCCUGUUGUCAUUUAUUCCAUAAUUUGUUUCAGUGUUAAAGAAAUGUCUGAUAACUUGUAUUGAAUUCAGUUAAAAUAAAACCUCUUUAAACAUA
Protopterus annectens (West African lungfish) is the source of this 856-nucleotide messenger RNA. Its product is annotated as hemoglobin cathodic subunit beta-like. The transcript is spliced from 3 exons. The record is from RefSeq and is a predicted model, not a curated record. Gene Ontology annotation, biological process: oxygen transport; hydrogen peroxide catabolic process. Gene Ontology annotation, molecular function: haptoglobin binding; organic acid binding; heme binding. Gene Ontology annotation, cellular component: blood microparticle; hemoglobin complex; haptoglobin-hemoglobin complex. The coding region runs from base 66 to 509 and encodes 147 amino acids. NCBI's taxonomy places the organism in Eukaryota, Metazoa, Chordata, Ceratodontiformes, Protopteridae.